UGCCAUAUGGUCUCAACAUCAAAGGUCUAUUUCCCUACGAAGACCAUGCAUCCUGCCCAUCAACCAAUGGCCUCACCAGCCAAGUUUGAUCACUCUAUGGAGGCUGUACACCCCCCCCAUCCCCACACCACUUCAACACCGCUGGCCCACCACCAAAUGUCCACACCUAUGGUCCUUCACCCGGCGUACACAAUAGCUUGCUACCUGAAUCCACCUGAGAAUAAAAAGGCAGCUUUCCUGGCACCAGACAGGAGAGAUGCAGGCAACCCAUCUAUUGAGGACACUAUCUGUUAUCAACCACAGGCAGAAAAAUCAUGGACGCCAUGUGAUGGAUGUAGGGAGGAGUUGGAAAAAAUGUGGCCAGAAAAAGAAGGAAUUGAAGAAGUCCUCUUGAAAAUAGAUCCGGUCCAAGUCAGAGUACUUCAAACUCUCUGCGACUUGGUUGGAGACAAAUACAGCGACGGCCCUCCUCAACAAUCGGGCCAGCAAGAGCUCUUUCCUGAGAGCGGCGUAUUCAUAUCAUUGUUCCGCCUUGCUGCCAUGAGACAUGCUGCAAAGCCCAAAUGUAUGCCUUUAUUUGGACCUCUUUUUUCUACAGUAGAGGAGUGUCAAAAUGCUGUCCCUUUUUGA
Messenger RNA from Nerophis ophidion (straightnose pipefish), 630 nucleotides. RefSeq lists its product as uncharacterized. Bases 7 to 630 code for a protein of 207 amino acids. The transcript has 2 exons. NCBI's taxonomy places the organism in Eukaryota, Metazoa, Chordata, Actinopteri, Syngnathiformes, Syngnathidae. The record is from RefSeq and is a predicted model, not a curated record.